GCAGCAGCACCAAACUGAUCGCCCUGCAGCAAAUCUCGACAUGGUCGCGUUGCCCCCUCCAUUGCUCCAGGCGCAUGUGAGCUGCGUGAUUUACCCCCGGCAAGUCUCCGUAAAUGCUUCGACCUUCACCUGCCAUUGUCCCGUUGGUCCCUUUUUUCCCCUCUCGGUCACGCGAAGUUUCUUUGAUCAUCGCUCAAUGGAGCUCUAUCAGUCUCUUAUCUAGCCAGUUACACGACGCGUCUCGCUCCCUCCCCCGGAGAUGAUGCCUUGACCAUCUCAGACCAUUCGAUUGGGAAUCUCAACAGAUCGUCGAUAUCGCUAGUUUCCCAUCAUGCUGGCCUCCCUGCUUCGCCCCAAAAAACGUCGAGUCUACGCCGAACGCUCGCCAUUCUCGUCGCCGUACACCCCGCGACAGUCGCCAUGGCCAUUUCACCAGCGCGAUCCCGAAGCCGAGGGAAGAUACAAUGGAGAUGACAGAAGGACAUAUGAAGAAUCGGAGGAUGUUGAGGGUCGCGAUGAAGAUGAAGAAACCGAGGCAGAGGAGGACGGUCCUCUCGAAACCACGCCUCUCCUGCCCAUCUUUUCAGCCUCUCACUUAGGUAUGGUUAUGGUUGCACACUUGUGAAAGCGGGAUCGUCCGAUGAUUGGAAUGAGAUAAGCUGAUUGCCAUCCCCAGACACCCUCCCUGUUUAUGAUGUCACACAUGCCAUUCGAUCGCUGAUUAUCUCUCGCUGCGAAACUACACUGUCUUGGGAUCAAUUGCGCUCGCCUCAAAUCUCUCAAUUUCUCGUCAAGCCUAUCCAGCAAAAUAUUAGGGCCUAUCACUUCUCCCGGGCUACCUUGUACGCCCUGAUGACAAACUGUCUGCAGUUCACCAAAGAGAUUCAGCUUAAUCCGGGAAACAGUGGCACGAGCCAAACUCGGGCUAUCGUGAGCGAGCUCCUAGCGAUCAAGUUGCUCAGGGAGUACGACACGAGAGAGCUGAUCGAUGCUUUAUCAUAUGAAUUCUACCCUCUACAAGGUCUCACUUCGACUGGUACGGAAAGCUCCCAUCGGGCUCCUGGCUGGCAGGCCUCCCAAGCCAGCAAGCGGCAAGCUGGAGCUGCCCGGAUCUCUUGUCUCGAGAUAGCCAUCCGUGCCCAAGCCAAACGACUGCUGUCGCAUCCGCUGGUGGUGCAGCAACUGGAAGCGAUAUGGGCAGGAACUGUGGUCUUCCACUCCGCGGCCGACCAUCUUCAUCGAUCGUCGGCUCAAGUCCGUCCUAGUGGCGCAACAACGCGCAACAACGGAACAAUACAGAACAACGUUGCUUCCAUCACCUUCGCCACCCAGUCAAGUCCCAAAGGGUCGGAAUUGCGACGUUCGGUGACGCUUUAUGACCCUAGAGAUGCGUCUUUGUUUAAGCUCUCCAGAUUGAGGGUACCUCGGUACAGACAGUUCCUUUCGACCUUGUCUUUCGCUGUGCUGUUAGUUUUGUUCCUUGCCGUGCUGCAAGAACGCCGUGUGGAGAUUACCGCUCUAGAAGUUCUCUUCUGGUUCUGGAGUGCAGGAUUCCUGCUGGAUGAAGUCGUCGGCUUCAACGAGCAGGGAUUCAGCUUGUACCUGAUGAGCUUCUGGAACCUGUUCGACUUGGGAAUCCUGUUCCUCUUAUUUUGCUACUACUGUUUACGUCUAUAUGGUGUCUUUCUGCCGUACACCCGCGCACCUGCAGUAGCAAAUCAGGCGUACGACAUCCUGGCAGCAAAUGCGGUGCUUUUAUUCCCUCGGCUCUUCUCGAUUUUAGAUCACUAUCGUUACUUCUCUCAGCUGCUCAUCGCGUUCAGAAUAAUGGCUUCUGACCUUGUCGCUGUGUUCUUCUUGGUCAUUGUUGCCUGCAGCGGCUUCUUCGUGGCUUUCACCCUGUCUUUCGGCAGCGGCGAGGUUCAUUCUCCGGGAUCUGUUGCGUAUGCUUUGUUUCAGAUGCUCAUGGGCUUUACUCCAACUGCUUGGAGUCUCUGGGAGGAAUAUAACGUUCUGGGCAAGAUGAUCUUGACCAUAUUUCUCUUCAUUUGUCAUUUCGUCGUUGUCACCAUUCUCAUUACUGUCCUUACCAACUCCUUCAUGGGCAUCGUGCAAAAUGCCAACCAAGAACACCAGUUCCUCUUUGCCGUGAAUACCAUCUCCAUGGUCAAGUCGGAUGCCCUUUUCUCCUACGUGGCACCGGCGAAUAUUAUCGCCUGGGUGAUUGCGCCCUUGCGCUAUUUGAUGCCAUUCCGAGACUUCGUGCGGAUUAAUCGCACGAUCAUCAAACUCACCCAUCUGCCCAUCCUCUUUACCAUCUGCUUCUACGAGAAGGUCAUUCUAAGUUCCAAAGUCUUUGACUCGACAGACCUUGUCGAUCCGCACGCCUCUGAAGGUCGUGAGCGCUCUCGGCCUCCCCGUCAAGGUCGCUUCAGGGCUUUUAGUUCCCAGGCCGCUCGACUUGUGCGAGAACCAUCCGUUGCAACUUACCAGAAGGAUCGUGCUUUAGACGAAGUAUUCCGGCGGGUAUCGUACGAUGGGACCGGUCGACGGCCUGCCAGGCGCUACGACCAAAGGACCAGCACCAAUCUUGUCAACAAUUGGAUGCAAGACAUGGGCUCGGAGCCGGUCAACCCGCCCGACGAGCAAGAUUCCGAUGAAGUGAGCCGACUUGAAAGAACGCCUCGAAAGUUUCAGCAUCCGUUCAAGAGGAGGCUCACUCGGAGUUUGCGCGAUUUUACAGAGUCCAACCGAUCCGCCGUAUCGAACCCUGAAGAGCACGCUGGGCAAGCAGUAUCUUCACCUGCUACGCCCCGCUUUACCCGAGAAUUCUUGACUCCUAACAGAAAGAGACAGCUCUCACGGCAUACUGGCAUGGAAGGUGAUGACGAGCUCACCAGCGACGAUAACGGCUGGGUGGAUGAACAGCAAUCCAAUGAUGAUCAUACAGUAUCUCAGGAUAAUGAUUCACGAACCGAGGGGGUCAGUCCUGGUAAGACAACGCCCAAGUUCUACAGCUCCCGACCGUCCACGGCACGCAUGAAGUCACACAAGACCAGCCCGAAUCGACGCGCUAGACAUCAUACCCGGAACUAUUCGGUCGCCACUAUUUUGUACAACCCCGUGAGCAAUGACGGAGAGGCCAGUGUCUCAUCGAUCCCUGUCAGACCUAGGGCUGAGACCCCGAACGGCGAGGUCGCGGCCGUUUCAAACUCUGUUGAUCGGUGGACCCCGAGGCGACAUAGCAUGGACACCGGAAGAAGUCGAAUCGCUACCAUGGCCCGGUCCAACCCCAUGUCCGUUCCCGACUUCGGCAGUGUCUUGGUUCCCAACGCUGAGCGGAGACAGCGCCAUCGACCAUCUAUCUUGGAUGGCUUGGGAUCGGACCUGGGUGACAACAAGGCGAUUGCGAACGGUUUCGUGGGAGGGGUGCCUUCAAGUCUGACGACACAAAUGGUCUAUGCAACCGGCGGUAUCCGUCGAGCUGAGAGUUCCAACAGCAGCCAGGACUUGCUCAGCAAGCUCGUGCUCGCUCGCAUGAACAAUAUUGAAGAAGGGUUCCGCGAAGUGAUCAAGGAAGUCAAAGACCUUCGACGCGAAGGGACCAGCCGAAGCCAAAGUCGACCGGACGAGCUGCGAUCCAACCAACGAGAGAAAAAGAAGCGGGCGGACAAGAAGGAUGUCAAGAAGAAGCCCAAUGGUUCUCGUGGUGGCAGCAAUAUGAGCACUGAUGAAAAGUCAGAAAUGCCAUCUGGAGAGUCGCAGCAACACGAUACACAAUCCGGCCUGGAGGAGUGAUUAUCAGUUUUCCCCUUUUUUAUCUUGACGGUGCAAGUGCCUGAUUAUGUAUGUUGUAUCUUUCUUGUUGUCUUCAUUGCGUUUCCUAUGUUGUUGCACAUAAAACAUUUGGGUGGCUGUUUCAUGGAUACAGUUCGCUAUUGAUACCCUCGAUGUUUGUCAAAGACAGGUUGUUUUCGAGAUUUAGUUUGGGCCAAUUAAUUAGUAUUAUCUUUAUAAUGAAGCAUCGGACACAUCACAAUCGUUG
Aspergillus melleus is the source of this 4045-nucleotide messenger RNA. Its product is annotated as ion transporter. Bases 853 to 3798 code for a protein of 981 amino acids. The transcript has a single exon. The record is from RefSeq and is a predicted model, not a curated record. NCBI's taxonomy places the organism in Eukaryota, Fungi, Ascomycota, Eurotiomycetes, Eurotiales, Aspergillaceae.